Molecule: messenger RNA, 4132 nt
Organism: Sipha flava (yellow sugarcane aphid)
Lineage: Eukaryota; Metazoa; Arthropoda; Insecta; Hemiptera; Aphididae
Exons: 1
Coding region: 27-3884 (1285 amino acids)
Source: RefSeq, a predicted model, not a curated record
AACAUUCCACCGUAAACAACAUUACUAUGUACCCAAACGUCAUUUGCACUAGGCCUUGUGCUCGUGUUAAUGUUAUCAGGUCCAACUUCUAUGAAGAUGAUUAUGACACUGAUAAAUCAUAUGCAUCAUCUAGAUAUUCUGAAACUUUUUACAAAGAUAUUAAAUGUCAAUCUAGUCAGACUGAUUUAAUACUUAUUGACAAAUCCACCCCUACCUUUUAUAGUUGGCAACGUAGCUCUAGCUGUAAAGAUUUCAUUUCACCUAGAUCUUGUUCUGGAGAAACUCCUCUUGUUGAAAAUGAAGAAGUUAAUUCUUCAUUUGACCGAAAUAGUUCAUUAGAUCACCCUAUUACUAAAAUAUUCUCAAGCAGUUAUCCUGGUACCACUUCUAGUUUAUCAACUGAAAGUGGUAGUGAUCGUAAACUUGAAAAAGUGGGUAGUGUUAGAAUUGUACCUGAUACAGAUGAUAUGUAUCAAGAUGAUAUUAGUCAAGAUUCAUAUGAAUUACUUGAAAAAGAAAUAUUUGAUACUACUGUUAGUGACGAAGAAGAUGAAAUAUUUUAUGUAGAAAAUGAUAAUAAAGAAAAUACUUUAGAAAUUGAAAAACGAUUAGGUUACUUAGAACCUAAAUAUAGAGAUAUAGAGUUUAAUAAAUUUAAUGAAAUUUGCAAAAAAGAGUUGGCUUCUAGAAGUAAAGAACAAAUUUUUACAAAUAAUACUAUUCGAUUUAAUGCAUUGGAAAAUAAAAGUGAAACAAGUCAUGUUCCUGUAGAGCGUACCAAAAGUGAUUCAUAUAUGAGUGCUCCUAAACAUAAACCUCAUAAACUUUUACAUCAAAAAUCCAUAGAUUUGACACCCCUUGAUAAUUUUGAACCAAGUGCUGUUAAACUAGAAUUAGAUAUCCCUUAUAUAUUACAUAAACGACAUACAUUUGAAGGUUCAUCUAAUGAAGAGAAUACAGUAAAAUGGUCAACAAUUAAAUGUGGUUCCGAUCAUUAUUCUCAAGAUUCUGGUUUAUCAUUAUCAGCACAAUCUACAAGUUAUGUAAGUGUUGAAGAUGACAGUCCUGUUAAUUUAGAUACACUUUUAUUAAAUAAAUAUCAUGACAAUGUUGUAACAACAUGUAAAAGUUCAGAGCUUAUUCAAAUGGCGUACAAAUCAACUUCAUUUAAUGAAUCUGAUGUUAAAACAACUACAAAUGAUAAAGUUCAUAAACUAAAGUCUUGUCAUAGUGCUGAUAGUGUACCUGUUAAUAAAGGCAAAAAAAUGUAUUACCAACCUCGAAGUGCAGAUACUGGAUUAAAAAAAGAAGUUGAAGUAAUACAAAUUAACCCUGAGGAAGACAUUAAACCUGAAGACGUAAAAAUUGUAGAAUAUCGAGGGGGAAAAGCUAAAAAAAUAAGAAAGGAUUCUGUUGUUAGUAAAGAUAACAAAAGUUUAGGAUCAGCUUCUACAUCAGUUGCUUCGAGUUCUCCUGGUUUAUCACCUGAAAGAUGUAUUUCAAAUAGCCCUAAAAAAGAAAACAUUUUUAAGUCGUCUGCUGUUAAAAUAAAAAUUGCUACUGCUUUGUCUUCAAAUUCCAACCAUGUAGUUCCUAAUGUUGUAAUUAGUGAUGAUAAUAAUAUAACAAAUGACAAUAAUAUACCUAUGGAAUAUAGUGCCCUUCCAGAUAUUGUGUCAAACUCUGUAAAUAACUCUAAAAUUACAUAUUCUGAAAUAACUCAGAAUAUCAAACCAAAAAAAGUUGAAACUAGUAGCACUGGAAAAGACGAAGAGCAAGUUGUUCCUAUUAGUAAUAAUUUUAAUGAAACUAAAUUGAAAUUAAAAAGUGCAUUGUCUUGUAUGAUGUCUUCACAUCCAAAUAUUGCACCUCAACCUACAAAUUCAGAAUCUAAAACUAAUAAAAUAAAUAAAUUUCAAUCAUUAGCCUCAAGAAUAACAAAUUUUGAUGUAAUUACUAAUAAUACAAAAAUUGAUCAGUCGUUAGCUGAACUACCAAAAAAAAAAUUAACUGAUAAAAUACCUCAAAAACGAGAAAAGUCUCCUGUACUAUUUGCUAGAUUAGGUUUAUCUGAGGGUUCAGCAUUUCCAAAUGUUCCUGGCCAAUCUCAAUCUCAAAGACGUGCUAUAUCUUUAGAUUCACCUGUUGUAUCACUUCAUCAACUUCCUUUGGUUACAUCAUUUUCUAGUAAGGACGAUACAGUUGAUAAUGAAGAUGAUAUAGAGUUAGAAGAAAAGCCAAUUAAAUGGUGGAACAUUAAAGUUGAUGAGACUAUUGUAGAAUGCCUUACAUAUCUAAUUGAUGUUGUUGUGGGAUCAGAUAAUCCUGAUAGUAUAUCAUUAUCUCCAAGUAUAACACCUGAAAGAAGACGUUCAAGUACUCGACAAGAACGUUUGGACUCAUUUAAAAAAUUAAAAAAUUUCGAAAUUGAAGUUUGGGAUUCAGAAGAACUAAAUGUGACGUCUACUAUUGAUUAUGAACACAAAGACUUUGAAGAUGAAACAUUUAUUGUGCCUGUAAGUACUUGUGCAACUAAUACUGUCACUCAAAAACAUAGUAAUAAAUGUUCUACUGAUGAUGAUUGGGUAUCUGUUGAUGAUUCUGGAAGUAGUGAGGAAAUACCAUUUAAAGAACUUGAUUCACAAAGUUCAGAUGAAACAAAACGAACAACUCAAAAAACAGGUCAGAGUGUUUCAGAAAUUAUCGAGGAUACAGUAAUUGAAGCAGAUAAUUCUACUACUGAUAAAAAAGAUAAUUGUGAAAAAGAACCAGAACCUAAUUUGGAUGUUUUUACAGAAGAAAUUGAUCAUGCUGAAUUGAUUAAUAAAUUGGGGUGCAUUGAAAUUCCACCUAAGUUGGAGCCUAAACGACAUCAUAAGCUUUCUUUAGAAAGCUCUGGUAGUUCAAGCCUUGAUGAUCCACCUCAUAUGGAUGACUUGAGUGGAAACAUUGCUGAUGAAGAAGAUGUCACAUCUAGCCCUUUACCCCCUACUCCAGAUGUUACAUAUUCUGGUAUGUAUCUCAUAGGGUAUGGUGUUUAUGGUAUGUCUAGAACAUUAUCUAGAAUAAGUGAACAGAGCACUUCUGAAAAAUCAGAGAUUGAUGAUGAAUUGUCUACAAAAUAUUCAACUCAAUCUGCUUCUUUGGAUGAUUCUAUAUUGUCUAGUGAUUGCCAACCAAGUUUAUGUUCUGAUGCGAUGGAUAGUUUACCAGACUUGCCACCAUUACCAGUAGAAUAUGCGUUUGAUAUACCUUCACCUAUCGAAGAAUGGCCUUCUCCUAAAAGUGAAGAACUGACUCCUAUUGAACAAAAACAUUUUGAUGAUGAUGAAGAUGCUAAAACAAUUAAUAAUGAUGAUGUUGUAGAAGAAAAAGAUGAACUACGUCGAGCACCAUCUACAAACAAGCCUAGACUAUCGUUUGGUGAUGAUACAUCAGCUGGGAUAUCUACAUCAGAAUUUUCAAGCAAUGCCACAAUUCUUCACCAUUACGAUAAUGUUUGUCCACCUCCAGAGUUUUUGAAUAAAGAUUCAGAUGAAUAUGACUCCCCAUUUACAGAAUCGGAUGAAUCCAAAUUCUACCGACCACCAGCACACAUGUUUGAACUACCUAAAACAAGUAUGAAAACUAAAAAGAGCCGUAUGCCACAUGGUCCUGCAUCAUUAGAUGCAACUGUACCAAAACCUAAAACUUUAGCUACUAGAGCUCGUUGUCAUUCUUAUUUCUCAUUGACUCGUAGUCCUCCUAGUGAUGCUUCAUCGUCAUCUCUUGAAGCCCAAGAGCCACCUAAUGUUCCAAAUACAAUACCUAGGGCUUCCAAAAGAAGACGCUAUACUCAUACCUUAAAAAGAAAACCUAAAGUAAUACAAAUAACUAAAGUAUAGUGCGAAUUUCAACUAUAGAGAUAUAAAUAAGCCUCCACCUAAACCUCUAUUUAAUAAUUAAUAAUUACGUUUAUUUGAACCAAUUUUUAAAUAUUAAUGGCAAAUAGGGUGUAGUAUAACAAAUAAUGUGUUAAGAGAGUUAAGGUUGACAACAUUUUUAUUAGAUAAUUUGUUUAGCAUUUUACAAGGUACCUACAUUAGUAAUUUUUUCUUUAAUAUUUAUGUUAUAAAUAUGUUUUUUAUGGUUG